AUGAAAAAUAAAAUUAGUUAUUUAAAUGAUGAUCGUCAUACAAUUAAAAGAGUAAAAAGAUCAAAUCCAAUUUUAUUUAUAAAAACUCCAUAUAGUAGAGAAGCAAUGAAGAAAAAGUAUUUUAAAUUUUAUUUGAUACAUGGUUUCACAACUGGUUAUAUUAGUCGUAGUGGUACUUUGGAAAAUAAAAAAAAGAAUUUAUCUUUUAAAAAAUCAAAAAAAAAUUUAAAUUCUUAUUUAAAUUCAUUGAACAAAGAUGGUGCUGAUCAAGUAAAUGAUGAAAAUGUACAAAAUGAAGAAAAUGAUGAAAAUCAAGAAAAUGAUGAAAAUCAAGAAAAUGAUGAAUAUGAAGAAAAUUAUGAUGAUGAAGAGAACCAAGGAAAUGAUGAAUAUGAAGAAAAUGAAAGUGUUGAAAACCAUUUUGAAAGUGAUUCUGAAAAAGGAGAUUUUGAAGAAAUGGAUCAAACUUGGAAAACCAAUGAAAAAGACAAUGAAAAAAGUGACAAUAAUGAUAAUGGUGAUGAAAACAAUGAAAAAACUAAACCAAAUCAACAAUUACAAUUUAUUGGACUUCAUCGUAAAAAAGAAAACCAAGAUGAGGAUUCAAACAAAACCAAGGAAAUUGAACAACAACAACAAAAUCAAAAACAACAACAAGUCAAUGAUGAAGAUUGUUCAUCAAACAAACAAAGUAAUUCAUUUUCUGGCAAUGUCCUAGCCUUUGGCAAUAUGAUUUUAAAAGGUCUUUCAUUUUCUGAUUUAACAGGAAAUAAUAAUAAUAAUAAUAUUAAUAAUAAUAAUAAUAAUAAUAAUAAAAAUAAUACCAACACUAAUUAUACCAAUAAUGUUGUAGUUAAUGAUAAUAUUUGUGAAAAAGACAAAGAAAAUACACAAGAUCAACAAACAAAUACAGUUACAGUUUCAACUACUAUUAUCAAUACAACCACAACUUCAACCACUUCUGAAAAUAGUAAUACAAUUGAUAAAAGUAAUGAUAGUAUAAAUGAAAGUGGUAUUAGCUCAUUGGAUGAAUCAAACAAUUCAACUAGUGGCGAUUUAAUUUCUUCAAAUUCUUCCUCUUUCAGUUCAAUGGAUGAUAUAUAA
This is a messenger RNA of Dictyostelium discoideum AX4, 1104 nucleotides long. RefSeq lists its product as hypothetical. The transcript has a single exon. Bases 1 to 1104 code for a protein of 367 amino acids. The record is from RefSeq and is a predicted model, not a curated record. NCBI's taxonomy places the organism in Eukaryota, Evosea, Eumycetozoa, Dictyosteliales, Dictyosteliaceae.